This is a messenger RNA of Musa acuminata subsp. malaccensis (wild Malaysian banana), 1021 nucleotides long. Its product is annotated as probable mitochondrial adenine nucleotide transporter BTL3. Gene Ontology annotation, biological process: transmembrane transport. Lineage: Eukaryota; Viridiplantae; Streptophyta; Magnoliopsida; Zingiberales; Musaceae. The record is from RefSeq and is a predicted model, not a curated record.
GUUGCUCCUCUUGAGAGGCUAAAGUUGGAAUAUGUAGUUGGUGGUGAACAGAGCAAUCUAUUUGCAGUCAUUAACAAAAUUGCAACGACACAAGGGUUGAAGGGCUUCUGGAAAGGGAACUUUGUCAACAUUCUUCGUACUGCUCCUUUUAAAGCAAUUAACUUCUAUGCAUAUGAUACAUAUAGAAAGCAGCUUCUGAAACUAUCUGGAAAUGAAGAAACAACAAACUUUGAAAGGUUUCUUGCGGGGGCUGCAGCUGGCAUUACUGCAACAAUUCUUUGCAUACCGAUGGACACGAUACGAACGAAGAUGGUAGCUCCCGGAGGGGAAGCCUUGGGAGGUGUCAUACGUGUUUUCCGUCACAUGAUCGAAACCGAAGGAUUCUUUUCUCUUUACAAGGGGCUUGUGCCGUCUCUCAUAAGCAUGGCACCUUCAGGUGCAGUCUUCUACGGCGUGUACGAUAUACUGAAGACAGAUUAUCUGCGGUCACCGGAAGGGAGGAACAGGUUGGCUUUAAUGAAACAACAACAAGGUGAGGAAGUGAAUGCCUUUGAUCAACUGGAGCUGGGACCGGUGAGGACUUUGCUCUACGGGGCCAUUGCCGGUGCUUGUGCUGAGGCUGCCACAUACCCGUUUGAAGUGGUGAGGCGACAUCUACAGAUGCAGGUUCAAGCAAACAAACUGAAUGCCUUUGCCACGUUUAUGAACAUAAUUGACAAAGGUGGUGCCCCGGCACUGUAUGCCGGCAUGAUUCCUAGCUUGUUACAGGUACUGCCAUCUGCUUCCAUUAGCUAUUUCGUCUACGAGUCUAUGAAGAUAGUGCUGAAGGUGGAAUGAGCAUAUUGGAGGGGUGAUUAAUUGUUUCUUCUGUUUUUUCUUUGUAUUUUUUCCGAGCUCAAAUAAACUAUAAACCCUGGAAUCGAAUUGCUCACCAUCAUGUGAUCAGAUUAAACCAUGACGUGCCACAACGGGGCCGAAUGUUCCUACCAACCGGGCAAUGUGGCCGCUUAUAAUAAAUAUA